Nakaseomyces glabratus is the source of this 471-nucleotide messenger RNA. RefSeq names its product Aps1p (gene APS1). The record is from RefSeq and is a predicted model, not a curated record. Gene Ontology annotation, cellular component: intracellular membrane-bounded organelle; AP-1 adaptor complex. Gene Ontology annotation, biological process: protein transport; vesicle-mediated transport. Gene Ontology annotation, molecular function: clathrin-cargo adaptor activity. Lineage: Eukaryota; Fungi; Ascomycota; Saccharomycetes; Saccharomycetales; Saccharomycetaceae.
AUGACUCAUCUCAAAUAUCUACUCCUCGUUUCAAGACAAGGCAAAGUAAGAUUGUCAAAAUGGUACGCACCUCUGAGUACAAAAGAGAAAGCAAAAAUUAUCAAGGAUUUAACCCCAACAAUACUUGCACGAAAACCUAAAAUGUGUAACAUACUGGAAUAUUCUGAUCAUAAAGUUGUAUUCAGGAGAUACGCUAGUCUAUAUUUCAUAUGUGGGAUAACCAUAGGCCAUGAUAAUGAACUACUCACUUUAGAGUUAAUCCAUAGGUAUGUGGAGACAAUGGACACAUAUUUUGAGAAUGUUUGUGAACUAGAUAUAAUAUUCAAUUUCCACAAGGCGUAUGAUAUCCUAGAUGAGCUAGUCAUGUGUGAUGGAGCAAUAGCUGAAUCAAGCAAAAAAGAAGUACUACACCACAUUGCGGUAAUGGAUCAAUUGGAAGGAAACGACACACUGGAGCGUGUACUGAGUUAA